Messenger RNA from Triticum turgidum subsp. durum (durum wheat), 1260 nucleotides. Lineage: Eukaryota; Viridiplantae; Streptophyta; Magnoliopsida; Poales; Poaceae. The record is from the annotation of a GenBank genome assembly.
AUGAAGCCCCUUAGAGAGCAAGACUCAAGGAGAUUAUUUUUUAAUAGAGUAUUUGGGUCUGAAAAUGUCGGCUCGGUACAAUUCAAAGAAAUUUCAGUUGAAAUUCUCAAGAAGUGUGGCGGGUUGCCACUUGCAAUUAUCACCAUAGCUAGCCUAUUAGCUUGCCAUGAAGCAGGAUCUUCAAAUGAGUGGGAGAGCAUAAACAAUUCUCUUGGCGCGAAGUUUGCCACAAAACCCAUAUUGGAAGAGAUGAGAGGUAUACUAAACCUUAGCUACACACAUCUUCUUAUUCAUCUCCGACCAUGUUUUUUGUAUCUUGGCAUGUAUCCAGAAGACCGUUUGAUCAUUAGGGAUGACCUAGUUCGACAAUGGAUCGCCGAAGGAUUUGUUUGUAAUUUGCAUGGAGCAGAUUUGGAAGACGUUGCCAAGAGUUAUUUCGUUGAGCUUAUCAAUAGAGGUCUGAUUCAGCCUGAGAAAACAUGCUAUGGGGAUGUAAUUACAUGCAGGAUACAUUAUAUGAUGCUUGAUUUGAUCCUAAGCAAGAGUACAGAGGAUAAUUUCAUCAGUGUGGCAUAUAAGCAUGAAGACAUGGCAAGAUUUAAUAGUUGUGAGUACAAAGUUCGUCGAUUCUCUCUCCAAUCAAGUGUUGGUGGUGCAAUGUCGAAGGCCCUUGCUACUAGCAUGCCACAAGUCCGAUCAUAUACACAGUUUGGAGAGUCCAAGUACAUGCUUCCUCUUCCACAAUUUAAGUAUCUACGGGUGCUUGCUUUUGAGUUUCCGUUUAACUGGAAAACGACAAUCGACCUCAGGGCAACUGGCCAUUUGUUUCUACUAAGGUAUUUGAAGGUUUCAGCUCUGUCCGCAGAAGUAGCGCUCCCUGCAGAAAUUCAAGGGCUUGUGCAUUUGGAAACUCUUGAGUUACAUUGCCGGCCCAUACAAAGGUUCCCAUCGGAUAUCACUUGCUUGGCCAACUUGUUUCAUUUGAUACUUCCAGAGUGCACAUUGCUUCCUGAAGGGAUCCAGAACAUGAAAUCAGUUAGCACCCUGCAUUGUUCGGACAUGUCAGAGAGUUCCCUCAAGGAAAUCAAAGGCCUUAGCGAGCUGACUAAUCUGAAGGAAUUGAAGUUACGUGUGCCCACUUACUACCCAGGCAUGACGAUUGAAUGUUUCGAUGCUUUGCUCUCCUCCAUUGGAAUGCUUCGAAACCUCAAGCACCUCUCCCUCGAGUGCUGGCAUAAAUACGAUGGCUAUGACAGCUAG